Messenger RNA from Centropristis striata (black sea bass), 648 nucleotides. Its product is annotated as caveolin-2-like. The coding region runs from base 1 to 558 and encodes 185 amino acids. Lineage: Eukaryota; Metazoa; Chordata; Actinopteri; Perciformes; Serranidae. Gene Ontology annotation, molecular function: molecular adaptor activity. The transcript is spliced from 3 exons. Gene Ontology annotation, biological process: caveola assembly. Gene Ontology annotation, cellular component: caveola. The record is from RefSeq and is a predicted model, not a curated record.
AUGAGCACAGCAGUCACCAGAGCAGAGACACAGCUCAGCUUAGUGGAAAUGGAGGACCAGACAAUACUAGACAAAACACCGGCAGAGGAGCUGAUGGAGGUGGGUGUACAAUCUGAAGAUCUGAACUCCACCCACAGUGACACGAGGCCUAUGGCUCACAGCAGGGAUCCCAGAGGAAUCAACAAGAGUCUUAAGGUCACGUUUGAAGAUGUGAUUGCAGAGCCUCCCUCUGUGCGGAGCUUUGAUAGAGUGUGGCUGUGGAGUCACGCCCUGUUUGAGGUGUCCAGACUGUGGAUCUACCGCCUCAUCUCCCUCCUUCUGGCUGUGCCGGUCUCACUGGCAGCAGGGAUCCUCUUCGCCGUGCUCAGCUGCCUGCACAUCUGGUUAAUCAUGCCCUGUGUGCAGCUGCUUCUCAUCAACAUGCACUGGGUUCAGACUGUGUGGGGCAGCAUACUGAACAUUCUCAUCAGCCCCUUCUUUACCAGUGUUGGAAAAUGUUGUGGUCGAAUCAACAUCCAUCUGGCACAAGAUGAAGAAAGAAAAACACAUUGUGUGUAAAUGUUUAGUUAAAAGUGAGAAAAUCCUGUGAGAAGGUGUUAAUUGAUUUAUAAUCAUUUAUAAAUAAUGAUUUGUGUUCGGUCAUGCUAG